GGUGAUUCCCACACACACAUCAUCACCAACACACAGUCUCUUACACAGAGUCCUGCUGCUGCCUGUCAUUUCCUGGAUCCAGCGUGUCCAAGCUGCUGUGGAAACUUUCACAAGUGUGUUGUUGGAGAGAGGAGGAGGAGGAGGAGGAAGAGGAGGAGGAGGCAGCUCGGUGAGCCUCCAGCGGCGCUGCAGCUCUCAGGACACGGAUCAGAUCAGCUCUGCUCUGCUCCGCUGCGGGGAUGUCGGCGGUGAAGGCUCUGCAGCAGUGGUGCAAGCUCCGGUGCGACGGCUACCGGGAUGUGUCCAUCACCAACAUGACCACGUCCUUCAGGGACGGCAUGGCUUUCUGUGCUCUCAUCCACAAACACAGACCUGAUCUCAUCAACUUUGAUUCAUUGAAGAAGGAAGAUGUUUAUGAGAACAAUAAACUGGCAUUCAAGGUUGCGGAGGAGGAGUUGGGAAUUCCAGCGCUGUUGGAUGCAGAAGACAUGGUGGCUCUUAAGGUUCCUGACCGCCUCAGUAUCCUGACAUACGUGUCCCAGUACUACAACUACUUCCAUGGACGCUCCCCGAUUGGUGGUUUGGGCGGUAUAAAGCGGCCAGCUGACGGCCCCACAGAGGAACCGUCAGGGAAGAAGAACCAGGCGGUGGCGUCGAAGGUGUUUCCCUCUUCUAAACCGGCCAGAGAGAACAGCCCUCCCCCCUCUUCCAACAUCUCAAGGCCCUCUCCUUCUCCAAGACAAGACAGAAAUGCCACAAAGGAUGUUGUGGGUGAGAGAUCCCACCAGACGGGCACCCUGAGUAACAAAUGUGUGUCCUGCAACAAGCAUGUUCACCUGGUGCAGCGACAUCUAGUGGACGGGAAGCUCUAUCACAGGAACUGUGCAAAGUCACUGACGCCUACAAACCCAACUGCACCUCUCAGAGUUUUACCCACAAACACUCCUGUUUCCAGAUUUAGUCCUCUGCCAGACUCUACUAAAACCAGUACAACUACUCCCGCUCAUACACCCUCCAGACCAACACCACCAUGGCUGAAAUCCAGCAUCCCUCCCAGCUUCUCCACCACUCUUUCUCCUUCUCCGUCUCCUUCCCGGCCUGCUUCAAGUCUCUCUUCUGCUGCUAAAGACACUCCGACAUCUGUUGUCUCCAAACCCGAGCCUUCACGGACUACAUUUCAAUCUACCUUCACCACCACACCAACGACCACUUCUAACAACACCAGGCCCACUCCUGCUCCUCGUGCCUCAACCACGGCAGCCAAGACUCUGCAGUCCAAGCUCAAUUUCUUCCAAUCGGAUAACGCCGCUAGCGAGGAAGAGAAAAAGACUACAACCACCAACAUAGUCAUAAAUAAAUGGCCGAAUGUGACCGGUAAGGGCCAGGAGGUCACAACAGGGCAGGCCGUCACUUUGGUUGUGAAUGUUGGUGGUUUUGGCAGAAAGGAAUCAAAUGUGAGCUUGGACACAGGUGGGGAGGGAGCUAAACCAGCUGUUGGAGGUGCAGAUUCAAAGAUGAAAUCAGCUGGUAGAGGUGCAGAUUCAAAGAUGAAACCAGCUGGUGGAGGUGCAGAUUCAAAAACGAAAUCAGCUGGUGGAGGUGCAGAUUCAAAGACAAAAGCAUCAGCAGCAGCCUUCAUCUCCAAAAAACUGGCUGAGGAGAACAACAAUAACAACAGUAAGCCAUCAUGGAUAACUACAGUGCUGAAGAAACCUGACAAACCUCCUCAAGUGGAGACUCCAAAGAAGGAGACGGUGGGUGCCAGAGGGAGGAAGCUGCUGAAAGUUGACCGGUCAAUCCUCGCUGACACGGAGACCGAAAAAUCCCGGACUCCGAGCCCGGCCGCUAAGAGUGGACUCAGAGACAGAACCCCAGAUAGAGGCACGCCAAAGCCCCGCAGUGCAUCACCCAACACCUCAGCAUCUGAAAACAAAGACUCUCCUGCAGACUGGAGGUCAAAGCUCAAACCCAUCGCCAAACCUGCUGGUCCCACACAGUCCUCUCCUAAACCAUGGAGGGCUAACGGAGCCGGAAAGACUCCAGAGCUGCCUGUCAGGCCUUCUCCACCCUCUCAUCUGCCCACCCCGGACGUCUCUGUCACUCCACCUGCAGCAAAGGGUUUCCUGAAUGGUCCGAAAGUCCCAACUGCAAAUGGUACCAAGUCAGAGUCAAAGAUUUCCAAGACGAAACCAGACUACAUUAACAAAGAUGACAUCAUGAAGGAACUGCAGGAGAUUGAAGAUAAUUUGAACGAGUGGGAGAAGAGGGGAGUGGAGCUGGAGGUGAAGCUCCGCAGCAGUGAGGAAGAGGGUGAAGAUGACUCUCUCAUGGAUGGGCUCAUGGUCGAGUGGUUCAGCUUGAUCAGGAACAAGCAGGUGGCGAUGCGCCGCGAGUCUGAACUGGUCUACAUUGGGAAAACCCAGGACCUGGAGGAAGAGCAGCCCAGUGUUGAGCUGGAGCUCAGGAGGCUGAUGGAAAAACCAGAACGUCAGAAAACAUCUUGGGACCGGAAGAGAGAGGAGGAGCUGAUGGCCAAACUGUUUGAGAUUGUCAAUGACAGAAACGCUAUUGUAGAAGGUCUGGAUGAGGACAGACUCAGGGAGGAAGAGGAGGACAUGGAGAUAGAAAAGAUGAUGAUGAAUUUCAACAUAAAGAAAGACAAACAAGACAAACCAAAGAAAAAGUCUCCGAUGUCCAAACUGUUCAAUUGGGGGAACAAGAAGGAGGGAUGAUGCUCCGCAGAACACAGCGCUGCUACUGUCUUUGAUGUGUGUGUUUUUUUGCUGCUCUUGUUGUAGUCUUAAUGUCAGUGUACUCAGCCUGUGAUUCAUGGGAUAACACGUUAGUGUGUCUGUGUGUGCUUGUGUGCGUGUGUAUGUGUGAUCUGUCAUUUUAAGCGCUUUUAGAAAAAUGCCCUUCCCUCUGUCGACUGCAUCACUCAAGAUCUGACGUUACUCCUGCCACACACACACACACACACACACACACACACACACACACAUGCACGCAAGCACACACAGAUGAUGUUGAGGGGUUAAUGACUCACCAGCCGUGAUGUGAUUGGGUUCAGCGCUCCGGUUGUUAGUUUUAAUACCCUUCUAGUCUUAAUCUGUCUACUUAAUGCUCUCUCUCACACACACACACACACACACACAAGCAAACUCACACACAUUUCCUCCUUAUAUCUUCUUACAUGUGCAACUUAUUGAAAUGUUGGUUGUGUACAGUAACACUAGAGAUGCUAAUAGGAGUUAAAGAACAGAGGUCAGACAGCUGUUUCUUGCUCGCUGCUCAUGUUUCGGUCCAGAGUACCAGACUAACGUCAGGGUCACUCUCUGACCUUGUUGUAGUCGAUUACAUGUUGAACUGCUUUUAAACUCAAAGGUCGUGCUCCGUGUCGUUUU
Sebastes umbrosus (honeycomb rockfish) is the source of this 3404-nucleotide messenger RNA. Its product is annotated as MICAL-like protein 2. The transcript is spliced from 16 exons. Lineage: Eukaryota; Metazoa; Chordata; Actinopteri; Perciformes; Sebastidae. Bases 240 to 2732 code for a protein of 830 amino acids. Gene Ontology annotation, molecular function: protein binding. The record is from RefSeq and is a predicted model, not a curated record.